Molecule: messenger RNA, 3345 nt
Organism: [Torrubiella] hemipterigena
Lineage: Eukaryota; Fungi; Ascomycota; Sordariomycetes; Hypocreales; Clavicipitaceae
Source: the annotation of a GenBank genome assembly
CCGCUGUUUCCACGACUUGGACUUGUCGCCGGAUCGUUAGCCCCUCUACUCUUCUUCCUCUUAACCCUCCUCCUCCUCCUACACUCUGAUCAUCGACUUUUCUGAGAUCGAGUAUAUAGUUUCUCACCACCCACUCACCGGGCAAGCCUCUUCUCACCUCCCACCACUUGCAACCUCUUAUCGACUCUCCCACCACUCGGUCUCGGUACUGGACCCUGCAACGCCGGAGCCGCACUGCAACGCGUAUCGCUCCCUCAACGGUUUCCCCUUCUCUCUUUUUUCGUCUUCCUUGUUCCGCUGGCGUAAACGUCGGUGCUCCUCUCAUCUCAUACAUCAACAUCACACUACCGGCAGUGACCAUCGACCUACCGUCUUAAACGGUCCGCCUCGACCAUGGACGACCUCGCAUCCUUCUCGAGGAACGACAUGGUCUCCCAGCACGAUCCUUACCAGAUCAACAGCCAAUUCCCCCAGCUCCCAACUUACACACAGUUCUCUGCGCCAUUCCCACCUCAACACCCAGGUGCGCCUGCUCCCUCUGCGCCUUUGCUUGCUCGCUCAGCCGGCCCAGGAAACCAGAAUGGCCUCCCGCCACCAGCUCCUACGAGACGCAAGUCCUCAGACGCCAGCCGGCCUGUGCGAAAGCGCAUCACCAGAGCCUGCGACCAGUGCAACCAGCUCCGAACAAAGUGCGAUGGCCAGCAACCUUGCACACAUUGCACCGAACUAGCUAUCGAGUGCCAGUACAACCGAGAGCAAAAGAAGCGAGGCAAAGCCUCCCGCAAAGAGCUUGCGGAAAGGGCCGCCGUCAAGGACAGCACUGAAGCGAACCUCUCGCGACAGCAGUCGUCCACUAGUGCCACCUCUGACAGCCUUUUGGUUGCCGGCGCUGGAGCCGCGCCAGCCAAGAAGAAGUCUAAGAAGCCCGAGACUGCACCCAACCGCCUGAUUCGACAAAACUCGUCAUUUGCCGCCGCCAACGCUCGUCACGGUUCCGCAUCGAUCGAAAACAUGGCAGGCAUGGUCAACACAGAGCCCAGAUCGUUCUACCCCGACCAGAUGCCGCCCGGCGCCAUGUAUCCUCAAGACUUCCCCGGCAGCUACGAGAGCAACAUGCAGCCGGAUGAUGGUGGAGAAAACAGCGCCGACUACACGGGCAGUGAGCAUAGCUUCAGCCCGUAUGCUACGGAGCGCUUCCCCAACUACAGGCACGGGGCCGAAUCUCUCAACGGCCAGAUUGCCAUGAGCCAUGCCUCAAACUCCACCUUUCACGGCCUGACGGGCUUUGGUAAAGACGCCGUAUCUUUGGAAAGCUUCUCGGCGAGCUGGCAGAAUGCAAUGUCGAACCAGGGUGCUUUCUUCCCGACGUCCUUCCCCACCGCUACGUUUGGAGCGCAGACGGUUCUGAGAUACCCCGUUUUGGAACCUCUCAUCCCGCAUCUUGGGAACAUUGUCCCCAUUCCGCUCGCCUGUGAGUUGCUGGAUUUCUAUUUCAAGUCUUUAUCCACCACCCAUCAACACCCCAUGUCUCCCUUUAUCCUAGGCUACCUCUUCCGCCGGCAGUCCUUUUUUCACCCGACUAACCCGAGAAAGUGCCAGCCUGCGUUGCUUGCGAGCAUCCUGUGGGUUGCUGCACAAACUAGUGAUGCUAUCGCACUCACCAGCGUACCCUCUGCCCGAGCUGCGCUGUGCCGAAAGCUUUUGAAGCUUACACUCGACCUCUUGAAGCCUGUUACGCAGGACGUACCGUCGGCUGCAUACGUCCCGGUUGGUCAAGCGUUGGCCUCGGGUGGUAUGACUAUUGGUAUGGAUAUGGAUCUAGACGGUAUCGCCAACGGAGACGUUUCCAAGCCGUCCUUGUCCAUUGACGACGUUAUCGUACACAUCCAUCUUGCAACAGUUACGACUGCCAGUGAACAGAAAGCCGGUAGUCUUCGUUGGUGGAACAUGGCCUGGGCCCUAGCGCGCGAGCUAAAGCUGGGCCGCGAGGUCGCUCCAGACGGACUCGGAUCUUCCAUGACGCCUGAAGAGCGAGAAGAAAGGAGACGUGUCUGGUGGAUGCUCUAUAUCGCAGACAGACACCUCGCGCUGUGCUACAACAGCUCCCUCCGCUUCCUAGAUACUGAGUGCGCAGGGCUGAAGCUGCCCAUGGAUGACACCUUGUUCCAAGUAGGAGACUUUGAGUCUCGUUCACCUGAUGAGUCCGACCUGGAUGGUGAAAAUGAAGCAAGGAACUCUCAUGGCGGCCGAGGCAUCCAGCAGUUUCAGUGCCGGGGCCAUGGCAUCUUUGGCUAUUUCCUGCCUCUGAUGUUCAUCCUCGGUAAUAUCAUUACCUUGCAUCACCAAAAGAACCAUCCCACCUUUGGCGAAGACUUUUAUGAUGCCUCACACUGGAACGCGCAGACUGUCAAGAUUACGCAGUACUUGCAAAUCUUUGAAGAAAGCCUGCGUGUCUUCCACAGGAACCAGCGCAACAAGCACAAUAAGACCCCCAUAGAUCUGCAGCGAUCUGACAGCCGCUCAAGAUCGCGCUCGCGCACCGACCUCCACACUCGUAUUGUGUUGACAUACAGCACGUACAUUCUACACGUCCUCCAUAUUCUACUAGCAGGCAAAUGGGAUCCCGUUGAUCUCCUGGAUAACAGCGAGACUUGGAUCUCGUCACAGGCUUUCCUGUCUGCCAUGUCCCACGCCGUUUCUGCCGCAGAAGCAUUGAGAGAGAUUCUCAAGCUUGAUCCCAAUGUCGAGUUUAUGCCCUUCUUCUUUGGCAUGUAUCUCUUCCAAGGAUCCCUUCUCCUUUUCCUUAUUACCGAUAGACUAAAGGGUGAUGCGGAUGCAGAGGUGCUCAAGGCCUGUGAAACGAUUAUCCGGGCCCAUGACGCCUCUGUAGUGACGCUCAGCACGAAUUACCAGCGCAACUUUUGCAAAGUAAUGCGUAACACGCUUGCCAUGGCUCGAAACGACGGCGUUGAGCACGUCGUAGAGUCACAGACAAGACGACGAGAAAUACUCUCGUUGUACCGCUGGACCGGUGACGGAACCGGCUUGGCCCUGUGAGAUUGCAUUGGGAAAGGUGUUUCUGUUUUACUAUUGCUUUUGAUGAUACCAAUGUCUCUUCUUUUCUGUCAGCGCAUUUUGCAUUCUAGCUAUCCUGCUAUUUAUUAUUGCUAUCUUGGCUUUUCUUAUUAUAUGGGAGGAGGAGGAGGAGCACAGAGCACCUACCAACCAAAGCUGUCUCUACUAUAUAGCUCGGGUUUCUUACUAGCAGCUAGCAAGGAGUUGUGUUUUUUUGUAUUCUAUUAGGUUACUUUAGAUGAAAACAAUAACCCCCCAUCAGUACCUACC